AUGUCGAUGGAGUACAUAGGCGUUGGGCGUAUUCAACUGACAAGCCAUUCAACCCAACCACCACAACAAAACCACAAACUGAUAUCCGCAUACGUGUCAUUUCUGGUAUAUGACUACUCUUCAGGUGUAUGGCAAUUUCAAGGUUAUGGCUUUGUGCCCAAUGGCACCAGUGGUACAGCAAUUAUGCAGAUCCAUCACACUACUUAUGGAGCUACUGUACUAAUGCUGAUGGUCGUUCAUGAUCAACUGAAGUUUUACCAUAGCACCGUGGUGGAAUCAAACAUCUAUGAUAGGUGGAUGAGAUUAAAUGUGAUACAUGAUGUGGACGCCAAUAAGAAAACUGUGUUCAUCGAUGGUGUUAAAAAGCUACAGACUGAGGGAAAUGUUCCAUAUACUUACUAUUUUAAGUGUGGGGUUUAUGCUCAGGGGGAUGAAGCUCAUUGUUGCAGCGAGGAGCUUCACAGACACAGAAUAUGUCUAUACAAGAAUGGAGAAUAA
Molecule: messenger RNA, 498 nt
Organism: Asparagus officinalis (garden asparagus)
Lineage: Eukaryota; Viridiplantae; Streptophyta; Magnoliopsida; Asparagales; Asparagaceae
Product: citrate-binding protein-like
Exons: 2
Coding region: 1-498 (165 amino acids)
Source: RefSeq, a predicted model, not a curated record